GUAACUCGACUUGUCAGCGAAUACAUACAUAAAGUACGAAUCAUCCUAGGUAGUUAAUCGUUAUCCAAUCAUAGAAGAAAAAGAAAAAGGAGUGAAGAUGAGUAAAGGCGGCAGCAGCCUUAAGCUGGACAACGAUCUCGAAAAGAGGCAAGCUGAAUCUUUAAGGAUCAUGGAGAAGUACCCUGACAGGAUCCAUGUGAUUGUGGACAAGGCUGAGAAAUUUGAAAUCCCAAACAUUGACAAGAAAAAAUACCUGUCAGACCUAAUUAACAGUUGGUCAAUUUGUGUAUGUGAUUCGCAAAAGAAUCAAACUAAGUUCAGAGAAAGCUAUCUUCAUAUACGUAGACAAUGUCCUUCCUCCUACAGGAGAGAUUCUGUCAAGCGUCUACGAAGAGGAGAAAGAUGAAGAUGGCUUCCUCUACAUCACUUACAGUGGUGAGACUACGUUUGGUGCUUCUUCAAUCUAAAUCCAUGACCUGAGAAACACCUGCGUUUUGAUGUUUCCCACCUCUUAGUUUGUGUAUAUUGUAUUGUAUUCUAUCAGCAGAGUCUUCUCAAGAUUUGUGAUUUUUUUAAUAUUCUUGCACUUUUAUUUUUAAAUAUAUAGACUAAGAUUGACCAAUGCC
This is a messenger RNA of Brassica napus (rape), 626 nucleotides long. Its product is annotated as autophagy-related protein 8e. The record is from RefSeq and is a predicted model, not a curated record. Bases 98 to 406 code for a protein of 102 amino acids. The transcript is spliced from 5 exons. NCBI's taxonomy places the organism in Eukaryota, Viridiplantae, Streptophyta, Magnoliopsida, Brassicales, Brassicaceae. Gene Ontology annotation, biological process: cellular response to nitrogen starvation.